AUGCUAUCAAAAAACUUGUAUGGUAAUAGGAAAUUGCUAUCCUCAACGAAUACGCUAAUCAGAUUCGCUUCCACCAGAUCGACGGGCGUGGAAAACUCGGGGGCUGGCCCUACAUCAUUUAAGACAAUGAAAGUCAUUGACCCUCAGCACAGCGACAAGCCAAACGUACUGAUAUUGGGUUCAGGAUGGGGUGCUAUUUCCUUUUUAAAGCAUAUCGACACUAAGAAGUACAAUGUCUCCAUCAUCUCUCCCAGAAGUUACUUCUUAUUUACGCCGUUACUGCCUUCUGCACCAGUUGGAACAGUAGAUGAAAAGUCAAUUAUUGAGCCUAUCGUUAACUUUGCUCUCAAAAAAAAGGGGAAUGUUACCUACUACGAGGCGGAAGCGACUUCUAUCAAUCCCGACAGAAAUACUGUCACUAUAAAAUCAUUGUCCACCGUCAGUCAGCUAUACCAACCUGAAAAUCAUUUAGGGCUGCAGCAGGCGGAACCUGCUGAGAUUAAGUACGAUUAUUUGAUCAGUGCUGUGGGUGCAGAGCCUAACACAUUUGGUAUUCCUGGGGUCACGGAUUACGGUCAUUUUUUGAAGGAAAUUCCUAACUCUUUGGAAAUAAGAAAGACUUUCGCAGCCAAUUUGGAGAAGGCUAAUUUAUUGCCCAAGGGCGACCCUGAAAGAAAAAGAUUACUGUCCAUUGUCGUGGUUGGUGGUGGGCCUACCGGUGUGGAGGCCGCUGGUGAGUUACAGGAUUAUGUUCACCAGGACCUGAAGAAAUUCCUUCCUGCUUUGGCAGAAGAAGUCCAGAUCCAUUUGGUCGAAGCUUUACCUAUCGUUUUGAAUAUGUUUGAGAAAAAGCUUUCAUCCUAUGCGCAAUCCCAUUUGGAAAAUACAUCGAUCAAAGUGCAUUUGAGAACGGCUGUCGCAAAAGUGGAAGAAAAGCAGUUAUUGGCAAAGACCAAACACGAGGAUGGGAAAAUAACUGAAGAAACCAUUCCAUACGGCACUUUGAUUUGGGCUACCGGUAACAAGGCAAGACCUGUCAUUACAGACCUUUUCAAGAAAAUUACUGAGCAAAACUCGUCAAAAAGAGGAUUAGCAGUAAACAACUUUCUGCAAGUAAAAGGCAGCAAUAACAUCUUUGCUAUUGGUGACAAUGCAUUUGCUGGGCUACCCCCAACUGCCCAAGUGGCACAUCAAGAGGCUGAAUAUUUAGCCAAAAAUUUCGAUAAAAUGGCUCAAAUACCAAACUUCCAACAAAACCUUUCUUCAAGAAAAGAUAAAAUUGAUCUUCUAUUCGAAGAAAACAACUUCAAGCCUUUCAAAUACAACGAUUUAGGGGCAUUAGCAUACCUUGGUUCAGAAAGGGCCAUUGCGACCAUCCGUUCCGGUAAGAGAACAUUUUACACCGGUGGAGGUUUGAUGACGUUUUACCUAUGGAGAAUCUUAUAUUUGUCAAUGAUCCUAUCCGCUAGGUCGAGAUUAAAGGUCUUUUUCGAUUGGAUCAAAUUAGCAUUCUUCAAAAGAGAUUUCUUUAAAGGAUUAUAG
Messenger RNA from Saccharomyces mikatae IFO 1815, 1542 nucleotides. RefSeq names its product NADH-ubiquinone reductase (H(+)-translocating) NDI1 (gene NDI1). The record is from RefSeq and is a predicted model, not a curated record. The transcript has a single exon. The coding region runs from base 1 to 1542 and encodes 513 amino acids. Lineage: Eukaryota; Fungi; Ascomycota; Saccharomycetes; Saccharomycetales; Saccharomycetaceae. Gene Ontology annotation, molecular function: NADH dehydrogenase activity.